AAGUCUCUUCAUUAGUAAAGUUUGUUCGUUUUUUGCCACCUGUACUGGUUCAGCGAUUUAGUUUGUGGGUUUCAUUCGUUCAGAAAGAGUUUGGCGACUAGUCUACAAUGUGUUUAUGAUCAUAAUUAGGCGUUUACUGUAGCUGAGUCUGACCUACAUCAACAAAAGCGCUUUAUUUGUUCCCUUUCAGCCGUAGUUUUCCUCAGGAUCAUUAUAGUGUGACGGAGCCUCAGCAGCGGACACUGAAGCAGCAUUUGAAGAGCCUCAAUGGAGCUGCAAAAUGAAGAGUGAAGGCUGUAUUUUUGCUGGAUGAUCAGUGGUGGACGUGAGCUGGACAGAAGCUGAUGGCUGAUAAUGUGCCGUGUGGUCUGCUGGAGGCCUGUGUGCUGCUCGGAGUGUCAAACGAGCGUCUGAAGGAGCUGUGCCCUGGUAAAGAUGCAGAUGUGCUGGUGGAGGCGGAGGUGCUACAGGUUUACGCUCCGCCAUUUGUGACGAAGGAACGCUCCUGUAACGGCGCCGUGAAUCAGGACGUGGCUCCCGCCUUCAGCAGAGUCCAGAAGAGACGCUCCUUCAAGAAGAAGAAGAGAGAGCGUCCUGUGUCUGCCGUCAGUGACUCCAGCAGAGCCAGUGAAUCUGAAGAUCUGAGCGUCCCGCAGAACAUUGAUCUGAUCGCCCUGCCACAGCUCUGCUUCCCUGAUGGGUUGAGAAUCACCAAUGAGAGCAGAGAAGACUCGUAUCACUUCCUCGUGUUCACGGAUGUGUUCGGGAAUCAGACUCAUGGUGUGGUCGCUCAGUACUGCAGACCUGUACAGCAAGAUAAUGUGAUUUAUGCAAACGGCCAUCGAUCCAACGAACACAAGCGUCUGUACACCACAUUCAGCAUAUGUGUGAUCUCCAAAUAUCCCUAUUAUAACGCCCUCAGAGACUGUCUGUCCUGUUUUCUGUUCCAGAUGAAGACAUCCCGUGUGUCUGACUUUGAGGAGCAGGUGAAGGAGUUUUCUGCCAAACUGGCGCUGGUGCCCAUCCCUCCUUCUGGACCACUGCAUGUGGUGUUUAAUCUCAGACCGCUUCAGAUUGAGCUUCCCUCUAAACUGGAUGUGGAUCGACCUGUCAUCAACCUCGACCUCCAUCUGCCAUUUCUGUGUUUUAAACCCAAGCAGAUCCUGCAGAUCAUCAGCAGUAUCCUGAUGGAGCAGAGAGUGGUGUUUCUGUCCACAGACUGGGCCAAACUCACACUGGUGUGCGAGUGCUUCAUGAUCUUCAUUCACCCUCUGCGCUGGCAGCAUCCGUUCGUGCCCGUCCUGUCCCGACAGAUGCUGGACUUCAUCAUGGCGCCCACGGCCUACCUAAUGGGCUGCCACACGUACCACUUCCAGGAGGUAGCAGAGGAGAUUGAAGAUCUGGUGCUCAUAGACAUUGAUCAGGGAACAGUGUCGUCUUCAAUAUCGGACAGAUUUGAUCUUCCAGACGUGCCGCUUGCAGCCAGAGAUUGUUUUAUAUUUCGCUGUGGGGGUCUGCAGCUCCACUAUGAUCUGGAUGUGUGCGGCUCCAGCAGUCAGACUGAUGUGAAUGAUCUGCGAGCUCACAGAAGACUCUGGCAGCGCAAACUCAACUCCAGCAUCCUCAACAUCAGCAUGGAGCUCAUCGUCAACAUAUUCAGUGAAGUGUGUGAUUUCCUGAACUAUGAGCAUCGGGUUUUCAACAGCGAGGAGUUCCUCAGGUCCAGAGACUCCACCGAUUGUGCCUUUUACAGAAAGGUUUUAGACACUCAUAUAUUCCACUCAUUUCUGCGGGAGCGUUUGAACAGAAAGAAUGACGCAUUCACUCGCAUGCAGCUCAACAUCCGUUCAGAGACUCGCAGGCUGAAGGUCAUGACCGAGUCUCCACGCAGACCCACGAUGGAGGAAAUCAACCGUAAACACAAAGCAGAAAACGGCCUGAAUAAGCGUCUGGGGAUGAGCAUGCCCAACCUGGCGGACUCUCGAUCUCUCACCGUACCAAUCCGACAUAUGUCCAUGAUGUCAGUGAGGACCAUGCCUUUACAGAUGGGAUCUUGGAGUCCCAUAAAGCCAGUCAAAACCUUCAAACUCCCAGAAUUCCCUCCUCCGCUGGCCUACCACUACGUUCAGAAUUACUACCACGAUCUGAUUGGCCAGUUGGACAGAUCCAUCUCAUCUGCAGCUCCAGAUGACUCCGCUCUCCUGGCCCGCUAUUAUUACCUGCGUGGACUGGUGAACUCGGUGGCUGGUCGACACGUGGACGCCCUCGCAGACUUCCAGAGUUUAUAUAAGACGGAUAUGGAGAUUUUUCCUGCGCAGCUUCUGAACGCUCUGGUGGAGGCUCUGCCGGUGGAGGAAAAGAGGAUUGCGGAGCGCCGCAACGAUCUGAAGCGCCUCAUGAGCAGGGUGAGGCGGGAAAAUGAAAAGGACCGAGCGCAGCUGGUAGACGGCGGGACGGUGAAGAGGUUUGAGCUGCCCAAGAAGCACCUGCUAAAGGAGGAUUUUGUGCGGCGCGUUCAGGAGUCGGGAAUUGUGAAGGAUCUGGAGACCAUCAAGAGGCUGUUCGAGGCACUCACUCUGGGUCAGGUGAAGCAGGUGGAUCCAGAAACUUUCCGCUUCUUUUACAACUUCUGGAAGGAAACGGAAGCGGCGGCGCAGGACGUGGAUCUGCCGGCCGUCGUUCUGGAGCAUCUGGAGAACGACGAGUGCGUUUAUAAAGUUUCAUCAUCCGUAAAAACCAGCCACGGCGUGGGGAAGAUCGCCAUGACCCAGCGCAGACUCUUCCUGCUGACGGAGGGACGACCCGGAUACGUGGAGAUCACCAAAUUCAGAGACAUCGAGGACGUAAGGAUUUCCUCCGCUCCAUUCCUCCUUCUGAGAAUCCCAUCACUGAAGAUCAGGACGUCCCUCAGGAAGGAGUCAUUCGAAGCCAAUCUGAAGUCUGAAUGUGACCUCUGGCAUCUGAUGAUUAAAGAGAUGUGGGCUGGGAGGAAGAUGGCGGACCAGCAUAAGGAUCCUCAGUUUAUGGAGCAGGCUUUGACUAAUGCUCUUCUGAUGGACGCUGUGGUGGGCAGUCUGCAGUCUCAGAAAGCCAUCUACGCUGCAACUAAACUGGCCUACUUUGACAAGAUGAAGUCUGAGGUGCCCAUGAUGGUCCCCAAAACCACCUCUGACACCCUGAAGCACAAGAUCAACCCGUCUCUGGAUCAGACCAGUCCUCAAGCAGUGGACUUUCUGCUCUACACUCCCGGUCAGCUGGGUGUGUCAGAUGUGGAUGGCGGUGGGAAUCCAAAGCUGUGGUGUGCUCUGAGUGAUGGGAAGCUGCUGGUGUUUGACGCCGCCAGCUGGUCCAUGCAGCACAACUCUGUUCAAGUGGGGACGUCCCGCCUGACGUGUAUGCUGGCAGUGAAUCAGCAGCAGCUGUGGAUCGGCUCCAAGGAUUCCUUCAUCUACAUCAUAAACCCGCGCAGCGUCUCCUGCAAUAAACAGCUGACGGAGCAUCGCUGUGAGCUCACGGGACUCGCCCUGGAGGAAAGAGCUGACAAAUUCAGCCAGACGGUGGCGUACUCGUGCAGUGAGGACUGCAGUGUGAUCGUGUGGGACGUUUCCUCACUGCAGGUCAGACGGCAGUUCAGAGUGUCCUGUGGCCGACUGCAGUCCAUACACGUCCACAACGGCAUGCUGUGGUGCUGUGGUCGUGAUUGUGUGCUGGAGGUGCGCAGGAACGGCUCGGUUCACCGUCGGAUCUCUCUGCCCGAUCACCUGCUGAGCUCACCGAAGGGCUUCAGCAGUUUCCUGCUCUUUAAUGAGUCGGAGCAGCUGUGGGCUGGUUUUGCAGAUGCGGGUGAGCUGUGUGUUUGGCACUGCCGAGACAUGAACAAACCCUUCAUCAGGAUUCAGCUCAAAGACUGCGCCGCCGUCACCUGCAUGAUCAGAGUCAAGAACCAGAUCUGGGUUGGUGGUCACAGUGGCAGCGUCACAGACAGAAGAGUGCGUGGGAAGAUCUACAUAGUAAACACGGACCGAUAUACAGUGGAGAAAGAGCUGCAGGCCCACGCCGACGCCGUUCAGACCAUGUGUUCAGCCGAAGACCGAUAUGUGCUUAGCGGAGCCGCACAGGAUGAUGGGAAAAUCGGCAUCUGGAAGGUGGAGUAAAAACAGAGGUGAACAUACAGCAUAAGUUCAUUUAAGAAGUGUUCACACUCAACAGCUUUGAGACAAUUUAAAGGGACAGUACAGCCAUCAUUCACUCAUCCUCCAAACCUGUUGGAGUUUCUUACGUCUGUUGAACAGAAAAGAAGAUAUUUUGAAGAAUGUUGGAAAAUUCUAACCAUUGACUUUCAUAGUGUUCCUACUAUGGAUGCCAAUGGAUGCUUUUUUCCAACAUUCUUCAAAAUAUCUUCUUUUGUGUUCAACAGAGGAAAAAAAAAGGAUUAAAGUUUAGACGCACUUGAGUUUGAGGAAAUGUUGAGGAAAUGUACUGCAAUAUAACUCAGCUUGUAUAUGAACACAACAUGAACCAAAGACUUAUAAUAAAUCAAUAAUGACAUGCCACAGCAGUGCAUAAGCGCAUCAGAAUCCUCAACAAUACCUGUUUUUUAGUGUUUGUUUUGUUUUUUAAGUCCAAUUUGCCUUUUUAGUUCAACAUAUGCUUUGUAAACAUUGUGUGUGAUGGAGGAAAUUGUGGCGUAAUAAUGGAAAUGAACUAAAGUGGUUUCUAAACUAACUUAAACUACAUCUAAGCUACUUUAAGUGCAUUAUCUUUUUGUGGACAAAGUUGUUAGCUAAAAUGCACAGCCUCUGUUGACUUGCAUCAACAAAAAUGAGAGGAAACUAUAAUGCAUUUGUGUAAAAUGAAUAUAUGCAAUGCAAACACACGCACGCACGCACACACACACACACACACACACACACACACACACACACACACACACACACACACACACACACACACA
Molecule: messenger RNA, 4954 nt
Organism: Danio aesculapii
Lineage: Eukaryota; Metazoa; Chordata; Actinopteri; Cypriniformes; Danionidae
Gene: dennd3a
Product: DENN/MADD domain containing 3a
Biological process (GO): regulation of Rab protein signal transduction
Cellular component (GO): cytoplasmic vesicle
Molecular function (GO): protein binding
Source: RefSeq, a predicted model, not a curated record